AUGACCGGUAACACCAAAACGGUGCGUUUCGGCAUCUUAGGCUGCGCCCACAUCGCUCGGAAAGUGGCUCGAGCCAUUGGUCUCGCCCCUGGAGCCACUCUCGGUGCCAUCGCCAGCCGUUCCAAGGAGAAGGCCGAGAGGUUCGCCGCCGAGAACGGGUUUCCGGAGAGCGUGAGGAUUUACGGGAGCUACGAUCAGGUGUUGGAGGACGCAGAUGUGGACGCCGUGUACGUGCCCCUCCCCACGAGUCUGCACGUGCGGUGGGCGGUUAUGGCCGCCGGUAGAAAGAAACACGUGCUGGUGGAGAAGCCCGCGGCUCUUGACGUGGCGGAGCUUGAUCUGAUUCUGGAAGCGGUUGAAUCUAACGGCGUGCAGUUCAUGGAUGGGAGCAUGUGGUUGCAUCACCCUAGAACUGCUCACAUUCACCAAUUGUUUAGUGUUCCUCGUUCUGCUAACAGCAUUGGACCAAUUCGCUUUAUCCGCAGUACAUCAACAAUGCCGGUAACACCUGAAUUCCUUGCAAGUGAUAUUAGAGUAAAGCCAGAGUUAGAUGGUCUUGGUGCACUUGGUGACUUGGCCUGGUAUUGCAUUGGUGCUUCCUUGUGGGCAAAGGGCUACCAAUUACCAACCACUGUCACUGCUCUGCCAGAUGUCACAAGAAACAGUGCCGGAGUUAUCUUGUCCAUCACAGCUUCUUUGCUGUGGGACCAACCAAACCAAACAGUAGCAACCAUUCACAGCUCCUUUCUUUCUCACAUUUCCAUAGACCUGGCCAUAUGUGGUUCCGACGGCUCUGUGCAUCUCAGGGACUUCAUAAUCCCAUACCAAGAGACUAGUGCUUCGUUUGACCUCACAUUUGGAGCCAAGUUUGUUGACCUUCACAUUGGGUGGAAUGUGAAACCAGAGGAGGUUCAUGUGGCCAAUGAGCUACCCCAAGAAGCUCUGCUGGUGCAAGAGUUUUCUAGGCUUGUUGCAGGUAUUAGAGAUUGUGGGUCUCAACCAUCUAGCAAAUGGCCUGAAAUCAGUAGAAAGACUCAACUGGUAGUUGAUGCAGUCAAGAAGUCACUAGAGCUAGGCUGCAAACCUGUUACCUUGUAG
Messenger RNA from Sphenostylis stenocarpa, 1098 nucleotides. Lineage: Eukaryota; Viridiplantae; Streptophyta; Magnoliopsida; Fabales; Fabaceae. The record is from the annotation of a GenBank genome assembly.